AUGCAUUUCUCCAAGGUUCUUGCUAUCGUGGCUGCCAUCGCCCCCGCCAGCGUGUACGGUUACGCGGUGGCCAACGUCGACCUGAACUACUGGGAUGCCUGUGCCGCGGGCGAAGUGCCGCAGGACGAGCCGAAACACACGAGCACUGUGUCGGUCGCGCAGGGGUCGUGCCAGAAGAUGGACGUCGAGCAGCGGUGGACGGUCCACGGCUACUCCGUCGACGGGUGGCUCAUCACCGACGACGCGAAGCACGAGUGCUUCGGUGUCACGCUGUACACCUCUCCGGACUGCACCGGCAAGCCGCAGUACGUGCUGCCCUUCGAGCAGGGGUCGGACCGCGCAAAUGGCGUGUGUAUGCACAUGGCCGAUCUCUUCAGUCGCGACGUCUCCUUCCAGCUUGAGUGUAAAAGCGCCAAGGACAUGUCGGGCACUGUCCACCAGGGUACCAGUCCUCUGGCUGCGUUGAACAAGGGUGGUGACCAGGGCGCCGGACUCCCUGGCUUGGGUGCACUGGGCCUGUAG
Messenger RNA from Penicilliopsis zonata CBS 506.65, 522 nucleotides. RefSeq lists its product as hypothetical. The coding region runs from base 1 to 522 and encodes 173 amino acids. Lineage: Eukaryota; Fungi; Ascomycota; Eurotiomycetes; Eurotiales; Aspergillaceae. The transcript has 2 exons. The record is from RefSeq and is a predicted model, not a curated record.